AGCAUGUUACGCAUGAUUCAUUACAGCUGACGUAACGACCAGACGUAAACAAAGAACGACAACAAAGACUCGCUGGCGCAAUUCAUUCUAUUUUUUUUAGUUUAUGUUCCUGAAUUCUUUUGAAUGUAACUUGCUGUUGGAGUUUAACUUUCAUCGGGGGAUCUUAUCAAGAGUAGAAAUGAAGAAAUCAUUGUAAAAAUGAUUCAAAAUGAUUGGAAUAACUAGCAGACUCAUACAAGCCCAACAGGCAAGCAGUCCUCCUAAACAUGUUGACAAUGAAGCGGAAAAGGCGGGAAGAGAAGCAGAAGAAGAAUUAGAAAAUCUACUUCUAUCAUCAGCAGGAUUGAAAAAUUCAGACGUUUUUCGUCGUUUACGCAUUCCAGAUAAUUUUCAAACUCAUCGUCAUGAAAUAGAUAUUGUGAUCUUAACAGGGGAAGGAAUAUAUUGCAUCGAGGUAAAAAACUAUGGCGGAGAACUAGCUCUCUGUAAGGAUGAAUCUUACUGGGAAAAGCGGAAAAAUUCUGGUAAAUUCACGUCCUCUGUUUCUCAGGUUCCUAACCCUGUUUUGUCUAUCAGAAACAAAUCUCAAAUUUUACGAAAUCAUUUAAUGAGAGCGGGAAUAUGUUUACAUGAAAGAUCUUUCUUCCCAAGAGUUGUAUUGAUGAAUAAAAACUGUAAAAUAGAUGACUUAAUAGAGAAUGAUUAUUAUGUUGUCACACAUAAAAAUUUACAAAAAUUCCUUGCCUCUUUCAAACAACCAAUAUCGACUAUGAUCACAGAUCCUUUGAUUCCAUAUUUCUUUUCUGGGAAAUUAUCUUAUUCUCAAAUUGACCAAACACGGAACGCACUUUGUCAAAUCGGAACGUGGGAUAUUAUGGAACUUCAUGGUGGUCGUCAGCUUGUAGGAGACUACAAAGGCUGUACUGAGCUUAGUUUCGACAGAUCUGAAGUUGAAAAAAUGGUUUUAGUUCACCAACGGAACACAGUUUUAUCUUCCAUGUGGGCUGUGCUUGGUUACACACCAACAGUCUCAGCGACUUUAUUCAAAAGGAAUGGGGCGGGUUGGUUCGGUCACUCAAUUGUUGGAAAUGUGGUACUUCCGUACAAUAAAGACAUCGGAUUUCAGAUCGCUGGUGAAUCACACGUAUCCAAAAUCCCAGCAAAUGAUAUUCAUUGUAUAAAAUUGAGUAAAUAAUGAACGGUUUUAGUUAGACUAUUGUAGUCUUCGAUUUUUGAUUGUCUUCCUCGUUAGUUCUGUUGCUGACAAAAACAAGUUUCUAAACUCAAUGUUUCUUUGUUCCUAGUCAGCAUUACGAUACAUGCCUCACAAAAUAGUGCAUGAUUGCCCCCAGGUAUAUUCAUGUUGAAAAUAAAUAAACACCAUUCAUACUCUAUUUAUACUCAAUUCGCCUCACAAAUGUAUAGGGUGUCCAUAAAGUCUCACAAAGUCUUAAAAUUGCAAAGGGAAUUUAUCAAUACCAUAUUAUAUUGUUUAGCCCUUCACAGAUGUAUUAAAUGAAGUAAAAAUACUUCAGCAAUUACUGAUUAAAAAACAACAAACCCGGCUAAGAUAUAUUGAGAACUGACUUCAUAACAAAUUAAAAUUGUAAAGAGACUUUAUGACACCCUGAUAUUUGAUUGCAUUUAAUCCUAAACAAUUCUAAUCCAUUCGUUAAAUUUUUCUUUAAUCUGUUUACUACGGCUGACUUUGAUUGAAAAUUCUUGAACAAAAAUUAUUGAAAAUUCUGAUUCAACAGCCCACCACGUCUUUAUAUUGCUUAAUUUCUGUACUGUACAUAGGUAUUCGUAGAUUUUUCUCAAAUUUUGUUGUAAAUAUUUUUUCUUAUCAUUUGAGUCCAACAUUUUACCUUGAUUUUAGUGAUUCCAUGAGAAUAUUAGUGUCCAUAUCGGAGAAUAUUUGAUACUACUAAACCAUCAUCAAACUAUGCGGUCUCAAGUAAGAAUAUACCAUUAAGAAGUUGAGACAGUGGUUCCCAUAUUUGAUAUGGCCCGCCGAAAUUAAGUGAAAUAAUUUAUCAUUCUAUGUUUUUCUUCUUUUUGCGUUCCAGUUACCACCAAUUGUUACGUCAUUAUCACAGUUCAAGGAUGUUUAUAUUCAAUUAUACAUAUAUUGAAUUGUACGACUGGUAUCACCUCCUUUCCUGGCCACUUCUAUGUUUGACCACGGUCAAUCAACUCUGGGAACCACUGAGUUAGGGCAUAACGAUUACCGUACUUCUGACUGCAUUGAAUUGAAUAUAAUUUCAAUCACAUAGGAGUAUUUUCUUAGUCUUCUGAAAUAAACUUAAGUAUUUUAACGUGGUAACUACCACGCCGAGUUUCGAAGGUGUGAAGUAUGACACAUGUUCUGACUUUGCAAUUCUAAUUACAAAAUGAAAUAAUCAGAGACAGCACUUUAACAUUGCUUUUCUGUUGUUUAUUAAACUUGAUUUAUACAAACGAGUUAAAAUUAAAAAAAUAUAGACCUCCCACUGUUGUAAAUCAUAGUUUUAGCUUUGAAUUUUAUUUCUCAUGUUUGGUGUAGACAGGGAAUCAGUACAUUUUGAACUGUAUAUUUUUCAUAUGCCUUCUGCACUUGUCUGUGUAUAAUACUGUGUUUUUUCAUUUGUAAACAAUUCAUUGCCAUUAAUAAGGUUGAAUUUUGUGAAUAAAAGUUGAAUCAGACUAAAAA
Styela clava is the source of this 2692-nucleotide messenger RNA. RefSeq lists its product as uncharacterized. Lineage: Eukaryota; Metazoa; Chordata; Ascidiacea; Stolidobranchia; Styelidae. The record is from RefSeq and is a predicted model, not a curated record.